CACAUUAUUUUUCAUCCCUUCUCUUAUAUUCUUCUCUUCUAUUUACCAAUUCAAUUACACGUUAUUUGUUUCCAAUCAUGGCUUUUUUCUCCUCCAAAACACUUGUCCUGACCUGCUCCUUAUGCCUAUUUCUAUCUCUAGCUUUUGGACGCGAUUUCUCCAUCGUGGGCUAUUCAUCGGAGGACUUAAAGUCCAUGGAUAAGCUUAUUGAACUCUUCGAAUCAUGGAUGUCGAGACAUGGUAAGAUUUACGAGACCAUUGAGGAAAAACUACUUAGGUUCGAGGUGUUUAAGGAUAAUCUAAAACACAUUGAUGAUAGAAACAAGAUUGUUAGCAACUAUUGGCUUGGUCUAAAUGAGUUUGCUGAUUUGAGCCACCAAGAGUUCAAGAACAAGUAUCUUGGAUUAAAGGUUGACUUAUCUCAAAGGAGAGAAACCUCAAAUGAAGAGGAAUUCACUUAUAGAGAUGUUGAUUUGCCUAAGUCAGUUGAUUGGAGAAAAAAAGGUGCCGUCACCCCUGUCAAGAAUCAAGGCCAAUGUGGUAGUUGCUGGGCAUUUUCAACGGUUGCGGCGGUUGAAGGAAUAAAUCAAAUUGUAACAGGAAAUUUGACAUCUUUGUCCGAGCAAGAGUUAAUCGAUUGUGACACAACUUAUAACAAUGGUUGCAAUGGAGGUCUAAUGGACUAUGCAUUCUCCUUCAUUGUACAAAAUGGCGGACUCCAUAAAGAGGAAGAUUAUCCUUACAUUAUGGAGGAAAGCACUUGUGAAAUGAAAAAGGAAGAAACCCAAGUUGUCACUAUUAAUGGGUACCAUGAUGUGCCACAAAAUAAUGAACAAAGCUUAUUGAAGGCACUUGCCAAUCAACCCCUUAGUGUGGCCAUUGAGGCUUCAAGCAGAGAUUUUCAAUUUUAUAGCGGAGGUGUGUUUGAUGGGCAUUGUGGAAGUGAUCUAGAUCAUGGUGUGUCAGCCGUUGGAUAUGGUACAUCAAAGAAUUUGGAUUACAUCAUAGUGAAGAAUUCAUGGGGGGCAAAAUGGGGAGAGAAAGGUUUUAUAAGGAUGAAGAGAAACAUUGGAAAGCCUGAAGGGAUUUGUGGACUCUACAAGAUGGCUUCUUAUCCUACUAAGAAGAAAUAAUAAGAUUUAAUUUCCUAUAUUGUUGAUCCAUUGAAUUUCUAAUUUUCGUGUCUUUCAGUAUGAAUUCUCUUUGGAAUUCUAAUUUCCAUAUUUUCCUUUGAAGGAAUGUAAUGUCUUCAAUUCAAUAAUAUUAACUAUUUUCCUAUUUGUAAAA
Messenger RNA from Trifolium pratense (red clover), 1287 nucleotides. RefSeq names its product cysteine protease XCP2-like. Gene Ontology annotation, molecular function: cysteine-type endopeptidase activity. The coding region runs from base 78 to 1133 and encodes 351 amino acids. The record is from RefSeq and is a predicted model, not a curated record. Gene Ontology annotation, cellular component: lysosome. Lineage: Eukaryota; Viridiplantae; Streptophyta; Magnoliopsida; Fabales; Fabaceae. The transcript has 4 exons.